Molecule: messenger RNA, 1605 nt
Organism: Acanthosepion pharaonis
Lineage: Eukaryota; Metazoa; Mollusca; Cephalopoda; Sepiida; Sepiidae
Source: the annotation of a GenBank genome assembly
AUGCUCUCUAAGUUACAACACUAUCUAUCUUUCUCAUUCUGUUCAUCCAUCUAUAUAUCUGUCUAUCUAUCCUCAUUCUGUUUAACAAUCUAUCUAUUCUCAUUCUAUUUAUCUAUCUUUCUAUCUAUCUCAUUCUGUUCAUCUAUCUAUCUAUUCUCAUUCUAUUUAUCUAUCUAUUUAUUCUCAUUCUUUUCAUCUAUCUAUCUAUCUCAUUCUGUUCAUCCAUCUAUAUAUCUGUCUAUCUAUCCUCAUUCUGUUUAUCUCUCUAUCUAUUCUCAGUCUAUUCAUUUAUCUAUCUACCUAUCUAUCUAUCUCAUUCUGUUCAUCUAUCUAUUCUCAUUCUAUUUAUCUAUCUAUUCUCAUUCUAUUUAUCUAUCUCAUUCUGUUCGUCUAUCUAUCUACUCUCAUUCCGUUUAUCGAUCUAUCUAUUCUCAUUCUAUUCAUCUAUCUUUCUAUCUAUUCUCAUUCUGUUCAUCUAUCUAUUCUCAUUCUUUUCAUCUAUCUAUCUAUUCUCAUUCUCUUAUUUCUCUCUCUCCUAUUUUCUUUUUCACUUUUUCCUAUUUCCUCCGUCCUUUACUACCCGCCUUUCUUCUUCUUCUUCUUCUUCUUCUUCUCUCUCUCUCUCUCUCUCUCUCUCUCUCUCUCUCUCUCUCUCUCUCUCAGACACACACACACACACACAAACAAAACCUCUCUUUUCUUCUGGUCUUUUUCCUUAAUUUUUUUAUUUUCUCUUUCUCUCCGCACAUCUUUAUUCAUUUCUUUUUGGGGUUCUUUAUUUGCCGUCUUUACAAUUUGUCUCUACUUCUCUGUCUCUCCCUUUUUUUUUAUUCUGUCUCACUUUCUCCUUUAUCCGGCUUUCUCUUUCUUUCUUUCUUUCUUCAUUUUUAUUUCCUUCUUUUAUUUAUUCUCAAUCUAGUUCCUACUCUUUCUUUCUUUCUUUCUUUCUUUCUUUCUUUCUCCAUUUAUUUAUUUAUUUAUUUAUUUAUUUAUUAUUUCUUCCUCGUCUCUGUGCCUCUCUCUAUCCUACUUUCUUUUCGCAUUCUAAUUUAUUUUUUUGCUUUAUUUGUCGUCUUUUUCAUGUCCCUUUAUUUUUAUUUCUCUUUCUCUCCCCCUCUCUUCAAUUCUUCUAUCUCUCUUCCACAUCUCUUGGAUUAUUCCUUCUCACUUUCGUUUUCUUUCUCGCUACACCUUCUUUUCUUUUACUUUAUAAUCUGUCUUCUCCAUUUAUUUACAUUUUAUUUUUUCUUUCUUUCUUUCUUUCUUUCUUUCUUUUCUCUUCUUCUUCUUCUCUCUUUUUUUUCAUGGCAUUUUCACUUCCUUGAUUUACUGUCCUCUUUUCCAUAUCUAUCUAUCUAUCUAUCUAUCUAUCUAUCUAUCUAUCUAUCUCUAUUUCCCCCACUUCUAUUAUUAUCCCCCUUCUAUUAUCUUCUUUUGCUCUCUCUCUCUCUCUCUCUCUCUCUUUCUCCCUCCUCUCAUUUAAUUUCAUCAGCUUUCAUUUCCAACCCACACCGCACUCAUCUGAAGUCAACCUUGCAAAUGGCGUUUCCGCGGCUUUUUAUUGUCCGUCUUUUCCAUACGCCCAAACACUCGCCUCGGCGAUGA